AAUCACAGGACGUGCUGGGACUGAGAAUAUGUUAAGAUUGUAAUUAUAUUUCCAGCUGAUCGUCAAUAUGUCCUGUAUCAGAAUAUUACCAGUUAUUGCAUUAUUUUUAAUUCAAUACACGAUUCAGUCGGAGUUAGACCGUGAUGAUGAUUUAGCAAUGAUCGUGGUGAAGCCUCCAGCACUACGAACCAAUGAUUAUGUUACUGUAGAUGCAGUCUAUCCUACGAUGGAAGCGCUUCGAAACCGCAAAAAAACAAAUAAAAGAGGCAGAAGACCGACUCACAAGAAUUUGCCUCGGCAUCAAAAUCAAAAUAACUUACCUGACACACCUAGCAUCCCAGACGAUACCGUCGUUGUCCUCUUAUUCUCGAACCACAUCGUAGACAACAUGUCCGGUGGCUAUAUAAACUUUGCCGGUACAACCUCAGUCGACGUUAAACAAACGGAUCAAAGUAAAAAACUAAGCUACGGCGGGGAGGGAAAGGCUACGAAAGUUGCAAAUGUGAUAGGAUUGAUUCAAAAACUUUUUUCUCAAUAAAUAAUUAUUUUAUUA
Molecule: messenger RNA, 553 nt
Organism: Danaus plexippus (monarch butterfly)
Lineage: Eukaryota; Metazoa; Arthropoda; Insecta; Lepidoptera; Nymphalidae
Exons: 2
Coding region: 68-538 (156 amino acids)
Source: RefSeq, a predicted model, not a curated record